AUGUCUGCAAUGGAAGGCGACCCGCCCCCCGAGCUCACCAUCACCCCGCCUCUGCUCAAUUCGGCGAACCCAUGGGCCACCACGCUUGAAGACCUGCAGGCCAUCUUUGACAGCCCGCACACGGGCGCCAUCACGACGCGCACAACGCUCCUCGACGGCUUCGAACACGACGACGCCGUCCACCAGUAUGCCUUCUUCUCGCCAACAACCUCGCUCGCCAGCUCCUCUGCGCGCCAGAGGGCCAAGGGCGAAUCAGCCCCGGCCACCAACCCGCAAGAACACGCCGCGACGGUCAACAACCUGGGCUACUCGCCCUACCCCCUCUCCAAGUACCUUGCCUUCCUCAAGAAGAUCCACAAGACGGUCGACAAGAAGUCACCGCAGCACCUCAAGCCCAUCAUCGUCUCCGUGACGGGCACCCCGCAAGAGAUCCGGCGGUGCUACGACCGCCUCGACGCGUUCCAGGACGAAGUGCCCAACCUCACCAUCGCCAUGGAGAUCAACCUCUCGUGCCCCAACAUAGCCGACGCCCCGCCCCCGGCCUACACGGCCGCCAGCCUCAAGGCCUACCUCGACGUCUUGCCGGCGGCCCCGGACCUCCCCGUCGGCAUCAAGACGCCGCCCUACACCUACGCCACCCAGUUUGCUGACCUGCUCGACAUCCUGCGCAAGAGCUGCAUCGUCGUCACCCGCUCCUCCCUCAUGAAAAUCCCCUGCCGCCUGAGCUUCAUCACCACCUGCAACACCCUCGGCGCCUGCCUCGUUCUCGGCCCCGACGGCAAGCCCGCCCUGCCCGGCGACGGCCUCGGCGGCAUGGCCGGCCCGCCCCUGCACCCCCUCGCCCUCGGCAACGUCCGCACCAUCGCCCGCAUGCUGAAGGGCUGGCCCGAGACCAAGCACGUCAGCGUCAUUGGCGUCGGCGGCGUCGGCGAUGCCGAGGCCUACCGCCGGAUGAGGAACGCUGGCGCCUAUGCCGUCGCUGUCGGCACGGCGCUCGGCAAGGACGGCGUCGACGUGUUUGCGCAGAUUGCCAAGGGGUUCACUGACAAGGAGAAAUGA
Messenger RNA from Verticillium dahliae VdLs.17, 1059 nucleotides. Its product is annotated as dihydroorotate dehydrogenase. Gene Ontology annotation, molecular function: dihydroorotate dehydrogenase activity. Gene Ontology annotation, biological process: pyrimidine nucleotide biosynthetic process; 'de novo' pyrimidine nucleobase biosynthetic process. The record is from RefSeq and is a predicted model, not a curated record. Gene Ontology annotation, cellular component: cytoplasm. Lineage: Eukaryota; Fungi; Ascomycota; Sordariomycetes; Glomerellales; Plectosphaerellaceae. The coding region runs from base 1 to 1059 and encodes 352 amino acids. The transcript has a single exon.